AUGGGCGGUAGUUUGAUAAGAACCAGUUGUCACGGAGUCAGAAAUCUGUUUCAGAUGGCCGAGGCGGAAGACAGCGGUGGGGUGGGCCGGCUGUCAAGGCUUGAGGCCAGCUAUCUGGAUGGACCGUCCAAGAGCAGUACCGCUUUGUCUUUCGAAGCACUCCUCGACACCCUCAUCUGUUUAUAUGAUGAGUGCUGCAGCAGCACAUUGCGGAAGGAAAAGUGUGUAGCUGAAUUUGUUGAAUCUGUGAAACCCGUCGUAACGCAAGCUAAAGAGCUGCGAUUAUGCCGCGACGAUUUCGAGCUCUUGAAAGUAAUUGGAAAGGGAGCCUUCGGCGAAGUGGCCGUUGUAAGAAUGCGUGGUGUUGGAGAGAUCUAUGCCAUGAAGAUUCUCAACAAGUGGGAGAUGUUGAAGCGAGCAGAAACGGCAUGUUUCCGAGAAGAACGAGAUGUGCUCGUCUACGGCGACCGUCGUUGGAUAACUAGCCUACACUUUGCAUUCCAAGACGAAAAAAAUCUGUAUUUCGUCAUGGACUACUAUGUUGGCGGAGAUAUGUUGACGCUGUUGUCGAAAUUCGAAGAUCGCAUUCCUGAAACCAUGGCCCGGUUUUAUAUCGCGGAAAUGGUGCUCGCCAUUGAUUCCAUUCACAAUUUGGGAUAUGUCCAUCGUGAUGUGAAACCAGAUAAUGUUCUUCUUGACAUACAUGGACAUAUACGGCUGGCUGAUUUUGGUAGCUGUCUUCGGCUACUACCUGAUGGAACCGUCGCCUCCAAUGUUGCCGUUGGAACACCAGAUUAUAUAUCGCCAGAGAUUCUACGCGCAAUGGAAGAUGGUAAAGGGCAUUAUGGCAAGGAGUGCGAUUGGUGGUCUCUUGGCAUUUGCAUGUAUGAAAUGCUCUAUGGUAACACGCCUUUUUAUUCUGAGCGGCUGAUCGACACGUACGGGAAGAUUAUGAGUCAUCAGGACAUGUUGGACUUCCCAGAUGAGGAUGUUGACUGGACAAUUUCGGAGGAAGCCAAAGAUUUGAUACGACGGUUGAUUUGUCCGAGAGAGGUUCGAUUGGGUAAAGGUGGUUUUGCUGAUUUUCGCGACCAUCCAUUUUUCGCUGGUGUGGAUUGGGCUACUAUAAGAGACUGUGAGAUUUCAAAUUUUUUCUUUCGGAAGCAAACUAAUGGUUCAUAUCCAUAUGAGCUUGUUUUAGCCGACCCACCCUACCACCCGGAAGUUUCGAGUCCGACGGACACGUCAAACUUUGAUGUGGACAUUUGUGAGGACGACUUUACGCCAUGCGAAACUCAACCACCUCGUGUUACUGCCGCUUUUACGGGUCAUCAUCUUCCAUUCAUUGGCUUCACCUAUACACAUGGGAGUUUACUCUCUGAUGCGAAGUCGCUGGGUGAAUGCUUGUCGCGUGACAAGCCCGGGGUAGGCGAUCAGUCUGCUGGAGCUGAAGCCUACGAGAAGCGAUUAAGAGAGCUAGAAGUCGAGAAGCAUGAUUUGGCAAGGAAGUGUCAAGAAGCCAAUCAGCUUGUCCAAUCAUUUGCUGGCGAGUCAAGAUCAGAUGAGGAUAAGAACUACGAGCAGACAAUAGCCCAGCUUCGAGAUGAGAUUCAGGCAAGAAUGGCAGUCGCGUUAGGAUUGCACUAUAGAUGCGAAUCACUUAUUUUCCAGAUCUUAAAGACGCGACUUGCUGAUGAAACAGCGUCGAAAGAACGUGCUGCGACGGCAAAAGACCCCGACGUCGAAGAUCUGGAGAAGAAAGUUCGCGAGUUGAAAGAAAAGAAUCGGCAGCUGAUUUUGGAGAAAACUGAGCUGCAGAGGGAGCUUGAAGAAGGCGCAGAGAAGUUGACGAUACAGACAAAAGAAUGGAAAGAAGCCAUCAAACAUCGUGAAUCGGCAAAGGCAGACUUCGAAGAGGUGGUGUUUUCGCUUCAGCUGCUCAAUAAUGAGCUUCUGGACGAGCGCAGUAAAGCUCGUCGCUUGGAGAAAGAAGCCGCUGAAACCGAAACCCGAAUUGCUCAGCUGCAAUCCAGAGUAGAUACCUUGAAAGCGGAUCUUCGAAAGGCAGAAAGCGGUCAGUACAGCAAUAUCACUACGCCAGCUGCAGGAUGGGGAUCCCGUCGUAUGAACAAGGCGGCCAAAAUGGAGGUUUGCUACAUUGAUUCCAUAUUUCUAUGUCUUGGACGCAAUAAGAAAGCAUUGAAUGCUGAGAUUAGAGCAAAGUGCGAGCUUCAAGAAGAGCUGAGCAAAACGCGGUCGGCUUUGUUUGCGUCGAAGGCCCGCUUGGACGAAUGCGAAGAAAGGUUGGCGGCGGCGAGGAAGGAGAAUGAGACAUUGAAAGCAGAACUACGUGCUGGUAACCGUGACAGUGUCGAAGAUGGUCGUGCGUUCUUCAAUAUGGUCCCCGAAGGUCGAACAUCUACACCGCGUGAGUCGGUGCACAAUUCCUUUAAUACCGAUUACGAGAUUUCGAACAGCAGGAGAUACGGUGUACCUGGGAUUCCCUCACCAGCACCACCGCCAGCGUACGAGAACACGGUUAGGCACAGUCAAACCCCGUCGACAGCUUCCACUAUGCUAGUAGGAAAUCGAGGAGCCAGCCCCAAGGUGAUCCAAUCGCUGAACAAUGCUUUGAGUGGGCGUGGUCAUCAGUUUCAGCACGUUCACUUGAAUGCGCCUACGAAAUGUGGACAUUGCACGUCGAUAUUGGUUGGAUUAGAUCGUCAAGGGUUGUACUGCCAAACCUGCCACUAUGCAUGCCAUGUGCAUUGCUCGUCUCGAGUUGUACCGCAGUGUCCUGUACCACCAGACGCUCGUCGACCACUUGGGAUAGAUCCGCUCAAAGGUGUCGGAACCGCGUAUGAAGGAUUGGUAAAGACGCCUCGUGCGGGUGGUGUGAAAAAGGGCUGGCAACAUACAUAUGUUGUUGUAUGCGACUUCAAGCUGUACCUCUACGAUUGUGUUACGGAUAGGCAAAAUAAGGCUAAUGAAAUCCAGCCGGUUAUUAGACAGGUUCUCGAUAUGCGGGAUCCUGACUUUGGUGUCACAGGCGUCAAUGAGCAGGAUGUCAUACAUGCUAAUAAGAACGAUUUGGCUAAAAUUUUCCGCAUCACGACCAGUCAAAUUCAAGGUUCAUCCAUGGCGGACGAAGGUAACAUGACAAGGCAAUAUACGCUGUUGAUGGCGGAUAGCCAAGAGGAACGAAAGAAGUGGGUCAUAGCCUUGAAUGAGCUGAAAACCUUGCUCAAGAGGUCUCGAUUGGCGGACAGAAGUGCUUUCACCGUGAAGACGCUUGUUGCUGUCGGAGGCGAGAAAGAAAACAAGGGUCGCUUUAUCGAAAAAGUGGAGUUCAAUGCGUCCGAGCAGUUGCUUUUGGUCAUGGUUGGUCCUCCGAAGGAAAGGCAUGUCCGCUUGGUUCCGUCAGCUGCACUAGAUGGGCGUGACUUGAAAUGGAUCAAGGUUGCCGAGACGAAAGGUUGUCAUCUGAUGGCAAUGGGUGCCGGUUCUAUGGCUGGCACGGCUUCCGCUGGUCCAGCUGGAAACGUCCACUAUAUAGCGGUUGCGAUAAAGAAGAGCGUAAUUGUGUACCAGAUUGACAGAAGUGAAAAGAGGCACAGGAAAUGGAAGGAGUUAGCGAUGCCAGGUUUCCCACAGUCUCUGGCAAUUGAAGGCGGUCGAUUGGUUGUUGGCUUUACCCAUUCGUUCCGUGCGUGGGCCUUAGGAGAUCAAAGCAACACCAAGCAUAUCUCUUUGGUCAACAUGGAAGAUCAAUCUCUGCAGUUCCUUAGUCAGUCGAAUUACGAGGCUCAACUCAUGAUCGAGGUAGCCGGCGAGUCCACUGAACCAUUGUCGAGAGAGUAUCUGCUAGUCUUCGAUAAAAUCGGACUCUACGUUGAUGCUCAAGGCCGAAGAAGUCGAUCGCAAGAACUGAUGUUCCCAUCGGCACCACGACCUGGAGGCUUCGCCCACCUGAGCCCUCAUCUAUGUGUAUACUCUGAAAAUCAGAUCGAUGUCUUCAAUGUGAUGUCGGCCGAGUGGAUUCAGACGAUCAACCUCAGGACUGCCUUUCCUCUUACAUCGAAUGGUCUUCUCUCAUUGUGUGUGGUGAACGAUGCGCCGUUCGUUGUGAUGCUGUGUGACGUACUUUCUGAUGAAGAUUCGUUAUAUGUACCUCACUCAAUGGCAAGCAAUUCAUCAACUUCGCUUCCAAAGAGGAAACAAGGAAAACGGAAAUUCUCCGUUCGCGUGCCGGGAAAGGAUGAAUCACGGCCGGGCGAUAGGCGAAGUAAUCUUCCUAUAUCUGGUCCAAGUGACUUCAUGCAUAUUGUUCAUAUGGGACCAGGCUCGGUUCAUGAACUGCAGAGCUUUAUCGACUUACAACCCCAAGGUGGAGCACACAAUCAGUCGGCAGGAGAACGGGUACGUGGCCUUAUUCCGAUAAUGAGAAGCACGAGCUCAUCAUCGGCCAGCACACACCCUGUGAAACAACUCGGUGGCUCCAAACAGGAUAUUGAGCAAAUGCAUCGGACAAGGCCUCUCAGCACGACCAGUAAAAGUUCAGAAGGAUCCUCAUUAGGGCGAGAUGGUAACACCACAACGUCAUCUACGAGCUGUGAGAAUCCUUACUUGGAGCCGACGUCGAAGCAGCAAGCGAAUCUUUCGGCGCUUCCGCAAUCUCCAUCAUCACCGUUGAGCAGGCCUCAGUAA
Messenger RNA from Ostertagia ostertagi, 4707 nucleotides. NCBI's taxonomy places the organism in Eukaryota, Metazoa, Nematoda, Chromadorea, Rhabditida, Trichostrongylidae. The record is from the annotation of a GenBank genome assembly.